GAAGCACUGGCCGGAAAUAAUCUAUGAAGAAGUGGAGAAGAAUGCGAACAGUGAAGCUGCGGUGCGAGUACUAUGUCUACUGCGUGAUGAAAUGAUCAAAAAUGGCAGUGAAUCUCCCGAAGAAGUGCAGUGGCUAUGGAACGAACAAAUUGCGUUGCUUGAUGCACUGCUGAGAGCGGAAUCGUAGCU
This is a messenger RNA of Gongylonema pulchrum, 189 nucleotides long. The record is from the annotation of a GenBank genome assembly. Lineage: Eukaryota; Metazoa; Nematoda; Chromadorea; Rhabditida; Gongylonematidae.